Molecule: messenger RNA, 6044 nt
Organism: Columba livia (rock pigeon)
Lineage: Eukaryota; Metazoa; Chordata; Aves; Columbiformes; Columbidae
Gene: TMEM201
Product: transmembrane protein 201
Exons: 11
Coding region: 163-2166 (667 amino acids)
Biological process (GO): nuclear migration along microtubule
Cellular component (GO): nuclear inner membrane
Molecular function (GO): lamin binding; actin filament binding
Source: RefSeq, a predicted model, not a curated record
UGCUCCCCGCGCCGUGACUCACCCACCGCCCGCCCCCGCCGCGCCGGAGGGAGGGAGAGAGGGGCGGAGCGGCGGCGGGAGCGGCGGGAGAGGGGGGGCGGCCGCGCCGCGUACAAAGCGCCGCCGCCGAGGUCACCGCGCCGGCCCGUGUGGGGGAGCGGCAUGGAGGGAGCCGGGGCGCUGCUGGCCCGCUGCCCCGCCGGCGGGCUGGGCGUCACCGUGUGCGCCGCCGCGGCCGGGCUGCUGCUGUACCGCAUGGCGCGGAGGAAAAAGCCCACACACGUGACUGUGAACUGCUGGUUCUGCAACCAGGACACAGUGGUGCCCUAUGGGAAUCGCAACUGCUGGGAUUGCCCCAACUGCGAGCAGUACAACGGGUUCCAAGAGAAUGGAGACUACAACAAGCCCAUCCCUGCUCAGUACAUGGAACACCUUAACCAUGUUGUAUCAGGUGCUACGACUUUCUGUGAUCCUACCAAACCGCAACAGUGGGUGAGCAGCCAAAUUCUCCUUUGCAAGAAGUGCAACAACCAUCAAACCACGAAGAUCAAACAGCUGGCUUCAUUCUCACCAAGGGAGGAGGGGAAAUACGAUGAGGAGAUUGAGGUGUAUAAGCACCAUCUGGAGCAGACCUACAAGCUGUGCCGUCCAUGCCAGGCUGCUGUGGAGUAUUACAUAAAACAUCAGAAUCGGCAGCUCCGGGCGCUGCUGCUCAGCCACCAUUUCAAACGCCGUGAGACAGACAAGACCUACACUCAGAAUUUAUCUUCAUCCUCCUCUUCUGCUUCCAUAACCACACCAGCUCAGGUGAUAUUUCUGCGGUUCUUGGCCUUCCUCAGCUGCGCGCUCCUGGUUCUGAUGGCCUUAUAUGGCUCAGGCGACCCCUUCUCGCUCAGUGCAGCGGUCCCUGCUCCUGUCUCCUCCGGUCCAGCGUCCCUUCAGAACAGGACUGACACCAGCUCACGUGCAGACUCGGAAAAUGACACUUCCAUGGUGGUGGCAGGCUGGCAGGAGCUGCUCCGCCUGCUCCCAGAACAGAUGGUGGAGAACCUGAGUGCCGCAUGGGCUUACGGGAAGAAUCACCAGAUGGCAGUCGCUGUCCUUGGGCUGUUCACCUGCCUCUUGGCCAUGUUCUUAGCCGGGCGGAUCAGGCUCCGGAGGAUUGAUGCGUUUGCUUCAGUCUUGUGGUUCGUAGUGAUGAGUCUACAUUUAGCUGAGAGAUACCUGAAGACAGAAACACCCAACUGGCUGGACACAGCCAAAUUUGGCACCACGUCCUUGUGCUGCUUGGUGGGCUUCACCGCAGCUGUGGCCACGCGGAAAUCAACGGGCCAUCGGAGAUACCGGCCCCGAAGGUACCUUUCUGGGGAUUCGAUCACUCUCUUUCCCAACGGCACUGGGACCGGCUUCCCUUCCUCCGCAACGUCUCUCUUUGUCCCAACACCACCCAGUAUUCUCCAGCUGACAAACCAACAGCUCUUCAGAUCCCCACGCGCUAUUUCGUCUUCCUCUCUCCCUGGUCGGCUCAACAGGGCGCUCUCGCUGGGCACCAUCCCCUCCUUGGCUAGAGCAGAUUCUGGCUACUUGUUCAGCGGGAGCCGACCAGCCUCGCAGUCAUCUCAGUCCAAGGAAUCUCCUACAUCAGAGCACUUCUCCCUGCUGUCGGGCAGCUGUGCUCCCUCCCGCAUCCCCUCUCCAGCACCGUCGGUCGCUGGCUCUGUGGCUUCCAGCUCCGGUUCCUUGCGGUACCGCCGGCCGCUCAUCAGCCCUGCCCGCCUGAACCUGAAAGGCCAGAAGCUGCUGCUUUUCCCAUCGCAGAAUGAGGCUCUGCUCACCCCAACUAGCUCAGAGGAGCACACCCACUCGGACAGCAACAUCUUUCCCACCGAGUUGUCCUCCUUUCCGAAGAAGAACCUCAGCGAGCGGGGAAUGCAAGAUAUGAGAUCCGCUGUGGAAGGAGGGAGUAUUUGCAGUGAUAACUCCAUCAAGAAGGAGGAUCACUCAUCACACUCGUCUACCUGUGUGGUAGACACAACUACCAAAGGGGAAGAUUUGGCAGGCUGGAGAGGUCAUUUUGGUAACUCUGCUCUGCGAGGUCUGCUAGCCGUGAGUCUGACUCUCAAUGCUAUCUUCACAUCAGCCUAUGUCUACCGGAGCCUGCGUUGAUUUGCGCCAACACUCCCUUUCUUUGUGGUUCCACCCGCUUCUCAGAAGACAAGAAGAAUUCAACCACAGCUUCGUGUCUAAUGGCCAUGCCACCGGUGCAUGCUGUUUUUAAAAUCCUGUUGUAUGCUCAGCUGUCAUGACAAGGAACCCAGGUAGCUGCUGCCAUUGCUUUUCAGUAGAACAUAUCCCAGGGUUGUCCCUGGAGGUGGCAGGCAGAAGUCCCAGAAAGCUCCAUUCAAAGCAAGAGGCCAGUCAAAUGGCCCAUGCGCUUUCUUUCAAAGGAACUGACCUGAGACACAAGCCUGAAAAUGUGUAAGCUAUGUUUUUGGGAACCUAUCCCUUGCUCUUCUUUCUGACAUAUUAACCUUGGUCCUGAUGGUACUGGUAAAAUUAGGAGAAUUAGAACAAAUGAGCUGGAGAAGAGGGAUGGCUUUGGUAGCUGGUGCUGCGCAUUGGCUGCUGUAACGGCAUCCCCAGUGGUUCCUCUUCUCUCUUCCCUUUGGCAUUCUCCUCUAAAUUACCAGUGAAUUUUCUUUAGUUGCCUUAAGCUUGCCUAAGCACGUGGGUGACCUUGGCUGCUCUGUCAUAUUCUUGCAUCUUCUAUGUCCAUGUGCUUCCACCUGGGCUGUGCCCUGAGGCCGCUUUCACCAGUUGCCAUUCUGGUCAUGCUGGUUCUCAGAAGCUCCUGUCUGUUCACACCUCCAACCACUGCUGUUGUUGUAGGUGUGCACAAACCCCAGACAGUCAUCCUCUCGUGGUUUGCUUUAGGAAGAGGAAGCUUGCGCUUUGCGUUAGAAGCUAAUUCUGUAAGAAGAAAGAAUCCCUGCGUGAUUUGCACCACAAAGAGUGCUCACAGCUCUUUUGACUGCUGCUGUUUUCACUGAAGCAGCGAGUGGCAUCGCUUGUUCUUGCUGUAAAUCGCACAAAUUAUUCUAUUAGAAGGUACAUGAGAAGCUGAUUGUAUACAUUUAUCCAGAAACCUGAAAGCUCAGUCUGAUACUGGUAUUUGCUGAGUAACCAUUUAUGAUAUUUCUUACUUAGUUAAAUGCCAAGGUGCUCUCAAUGAGAAAUGCAAGCCUGUUUCUGGACAGUUCAGCCUUCUGGAUAGAUUUAUUUUCUAACCCAAAGGAAGUAGCCCUAGAUUUUCAAAAGCGGUUUAUAAUUUGGGAGCUUCUGCUUUUGGGUGAGUCUUCAACAUUGCUUAGAAUUCAGGGGGCCAUUUAGAGUAUUGUGCUGAAUACUCAAAAUCAUUUAGUACAUCUUAGGAAAAAAAAUAUUGAUCUUUUAUGUUUUGAUUCUUAAAUCCCAAGUGCAGAGACAAUAUUUACCAAUGUGUCAAGAAUACCUGAUGAAAAGAGAAGCCAAUUGACAUUAACUAUGUAUUUCCUGAAGCAGGACUGACUCUGUCAAGAGUUUUUAUAUUGUCUCUUCCUUUGGGCUCCUUUAUCUCCGACUUGUUUCUCGCUCCUCUCCCUCACCCCAUUGUCUUGUGUUUGCAUCUUGAAUUACAGAGUUGAUGUUUGUUGUGUCUUUUCCUCCCUUUCAGUUCUGCUGCUGUUCCCUCUACUGUACUCUUGCAUGUGCACAGAAACAAAGUGUAUCUCUGCUGAUAAUUCUCUGCUUUGAACCUGAAAUUCACACCUCAGAGUGAUGAUCACCCUUCCUUUCACUUCAUUUUUUGUCUUGCACGUUUUAAUUGAGUUCCUUCCACAGCCUCACUUAGUACAUCACACGAAUGAUGGCCAGACUCUCGUCAGCAUGCUAUGUGCCAGAUUAAAUCACAGAAUCACAAAUGGGGCUUUACUGCUGCUGAUUCAAGCACUGAAAAAUUAAGUCCUGCUUUAUCUCUUCCAUUUCUUCCUGCAUUGUUUCAGCAGCUCCCCAUCCUCCCUUGUUAACGAGACCUGUUCAUCAGCUGCUCUGCGUCUUCCGGGCAGAGGACAGAGCUCUGUGGCGAUGUCAUUCCUGACUCUGCGUCUUUCUCUGAGCCUCUUGGGAGCGUUGGGAAAGGGCAGAACCAGCACCUCCUGUGCAGGGAUGGGUGCAGGACAGAGACCCGCAGCAGAAAGGUGUGCUGCAGGUUGAUGAUUCGUUCUUUUGCAACUUGCAUGAAUUGUUACUUGUAGCCAAACCUGACCCAUAACUGUGCUGUUCAAAGAUUUUUGUCCCUUCUAUAGACUUCUGCAGUCUCCCCUGAGCAUGUGUGUAGGCAAGGUGCUAGCAGACCAACUUACAAGCUUCUGUUUAGACCUCUGCUGUUUGAGUUUGAUGUCCUGGUACAGUGUGUGACAUCCCAUUCACGGAUCCUUGUCCUGACUUCCAGCAUACCCGGGGGCCUCCUAUGCAGAGACAAGCCUGCCAGAGAAUUCUGUGGGUUUGCUUGUCUUUAUUACUCCAACAGAUGUGCACUGUGACUUCAUGUAUGCAAACUUUCCACUUCCACCUCCCAGUCUGCGCCGACUUUUACCAUCGCGCUCACCUGGAGUCCAAGCUGGUCUCUGUUUCUGCCAGAUUGCAAUACAAAUUUUCUCCUCCUUCCCAGCGACCAAGGAGCUGCAGCCUCUCAACACACCUCUUCUUGCCCGUGUUCCAGAACAGAACACUUCAACCUGUCUCUGCACUUGUCAAUCUGCUCACUGAAACUGUUCCUGGAAGGAAGGGUGUUUGGUGACUUUGUCCAAAGCAGUAGAAAGACUUUGGAUUUUAUUGCUGAAGAGGGAAGACAACCAAUUUUUUUCAUUCUGGUGCUAGAACACUCUCCAGUGGUGCUUUCACAGUUGUGAAGCCUUCGCUUGAAUAGUACACACGCGUAUACGUGUGUCUGUGUGUGUGUGAAUGCAUGUGUAUGAAAACAUUUGGAGGGUUUCUUCAUUUCAAAAGAUAUGAGCCCAUGUUUGUCUUUAUAUCAUUGGCCUUAAUUAGCUCUGAGAUACUGUGUCUAUCUUGCUGCUGUUUUCUAUAUGAAGCUGGUUUGGAGGAAACAAAAGAUUAUCUGGUCCCCCUGUAAAAAUCUUUGUGACUGAUGAUGUUGAUCUUCAUACAGUGCUGUUCAGGGGCGAGAUUUUAUUUUUCUAAUAUUUUUCCUACUGUAAAAACUGUCGGGAGAGUAUGGAAUGGAAAAGAUCUGUACAAAACAGUUUGGUAAAGGUUUGAGCAUUACUUAAUAAUAACAGCAAUUAAUGAUCAGGUGGGAGAUAAAUGAGUUCCAUUUCCAGACCGUUUCCAUUAACUGCCUUCCCUUCAAAAUGUCCAGGUACUUCUUCUUUGAUAUGGGCUUGUUAGGCAUGUUCUGAGACCUUGCAGAGAUUUUCUAUUCUUUUGUUGUUCCAAAUGAGGAGGAAUUUGGAUGCUAGAGCCUGGCUGCAGUUCCACAGUCUGGGUAGUUUGCCAGAUGUGACAAAUAUUAUGCACAUACCUAUUUGAUGGGGCAGAGAGAAUUGGUAGAACGAGUUGCUGAUUUCUGAAGGUCAUCUUAUCCUUUUACAUAAAAUCUUGGACAUGUAAUUGGUCACUGUGGACUUGCGGGGAAAAACCUCCUUGCUGGCAUAUGUAGGCCAGACUCACUGAGUUUUAGGCUGUCUGCUCAAGCAACAAACGUGGCCUGUGGAUGUUUUAUUCCCACUCUCUCUUCUCGGGUGAUGGGAACAUCUGCCAGCCCUGCUGAGCUGACUGGGUUCCUUAAAACUGGGCAGCUGGAGUCAAGGGCUUGUUUGCCUGUGGAUGCUGCUACAUUUUUUCUUCCAAGCACCAUUCCUGGAAAUAACGAUGGUCUUAACCUCUCUCACAUGCAUUUGUUAGAAGGCUAGAAAGGGCCAAUUUGGCCUUUUUUUUUCUUUUUUUUUUCUUUUUUUUUAAUAUAUUGCAUCUGGAAAUUAUCA